AUGGCUGCCAAAACUUCCCAACCGCAUGUGGUUGACGAGCAUGAAGCUCAGUCAGUGGUUGAGUCGACUCAACCCAAUACCCGUCGAUCGAUCUUUCGAUCGAUUCCAUUCCAGAUCGCCAUUGCCAGCGGUGUCUCAUUUACCGCACCUGGUAUGUGGGAUGCCUUGAACAAUCUGGGUGCGGGUGGUGCGGCACAACCCUAUGCUGUAUCCGCCGCGAAUGCUCUGGUUUAUGGUCUAUUUGCGAUCGUUUGUGUCCUGGCGGGUGCCAUUAACAACCGCAUCGGCCUACGUUAUGGAUUGACGCUUGGAGCAAUUGGCUACCCCAUCUACGGUGCUGGUCUUUACACCAAUAACUAUUCGGCAAACACAUGGUUCAUGCUUUUCGGCAGUGCCUUGUGUGGUAUCUCUGCAGGAUUCUUCUGGGCGGCUGAGGCUGCCAUUAUCAUUGGAUAUCCUAGUCCGCACGAGCGUGCAUUCUACCUUGCAAUUUGGCAAACUGCCAAGGCCGCUGGCCCUAUUGUGGGAGGUGCCAUCAACUUGGGACUCAAUGCACAAACCUCCACCCAGGGAUCCGUUAGCUCGAGCACCUACAUCGUGUUCAUUGUGAUCAUGUGCCUUGGACUUCCUAUCGCACUUCUUCUCAGCCCUGCUGAGAAGGUGCAGCGCAAAGAUCGCACCUUGGUUCUCGUGCACAAGCAGGCCUCUUGGGCUGCCGAAUUCAAGGCUGCAGUAUCCUUGAUUGCUACUCGCCGCGUUCUCCUCCUCCUUCCCUCUUUCUUCAUCAGCUACUUCUAUAACGGCUUCCUCAGCACGUGGCUCACAACCUACUUCACCGUACGAGCUCGCGCAUUCUCCUCCUUUUUCACCAACUUCGCCGGCAUCGCAUCCUCGUUCAUCAUCGCUGGUCUUCUCGAUCGCCAGGGUAUCCACAUCAAGACCCGCGCCAAGAUUGCCUUCAUCUCUAUUGUGGUCAUUCUCACUGGUACCUGGAUCUGGGCUUCAAUUCUCCAGAACCAAUUCUAUAAUGCUCCCGAGUCCCCCGUCUUCGACUGGUUCACCGGUGGAUUCGGAAAAUCUUACGCUCUCGUCUUCUUCUGGACUUUCGGCGGCCAGGCAUUUCAACAAUUCCUGUACUGGCUUAUCGGUCAAUAUAGCACCGAUAUUUCGUCACUGUCUUACCACUGUGGUAUUCUCCGAGGAUUUGAGGCCCUGGGUCAGACUGUUGCUUGGGCUAUGCAGUCUGAAGGCGGUGCCAACCACUUUGUCAGCAUCGGUCUCAACUUUGGAAUCACUCUUAUCGCUAUUGUCCCCACUUGGAUUGUCUUGUCCGAGCUUGAGCACAGUCAUGAGGUUCAAGUGACGGCGGAGGAUAUCUCAUCCAAGCUCCAGGAUGAUAAUCCAGCCGAGACGACUGUUUAA
Penicillium daleae is the source of this 1422-nucleotide messenger RNA. RefSeq lists its product as uncharacterized. The coding region runs from base 1 to 1422 and encodes 473 amino acids. The transcript has 2 exons. Gene Ontology annotation, biological process: transmembrane transport. Gene Ontology annotation, molecular function: transmembrane transporter activity. Lineage: Eukaryota; Fungi; Ascomycota; Eurotiomycetes; Eurotiales; Aspergillaceae. The record is from RefSeq and is a predicted model, not a curated record.